AUGGCAGAUGAGCCCAACGCAAGGAGAAAGCCAAGAAGAGUCAAAGGAUGUCACAACUGCUCUCAGAGGCGAAUAAAUUGUGAUCAGGGGACCCCGUGUCAAAAAUGCGUCAAGAAGGGUCUUCAGUGUUCCGGUCUGGGGAUCCGCUAUCGCUUCAAUAAUGGAGUCGCAUCAAGGGGUAAUUUGGCGGGGGAAAAGAUCCCAGUUAAAAAUUCCAGUCCUGAUCUAACUUCCACUUAUGGCGAACCGACUGCGCAAGAGGAGCCCCAGUAUGAAGAUGCUUUAUCAAUGUCAACUGUCUUACCUUCAGCGAUUCUGGACCACUUGGAUCGGAGAUCUCGGUUUCUACUGAACUACUGUAUGAGACCAUCCAUUUUGAUGCUUGGAUUUUUCUAA
This is a messenger RNA of Penicillium malachiteum, 396 nucleotides long. RefSeq names its product Zn(II)2Cys6 transcription factor domain-containing protein. The transcript has 3 exons. NCBI's taxonomy places the organism in Eukaryota, Fungi, Ascomycota, Eurotiomycetes, Eurotiales, Aspergillaceae. Gene Ontology annotation, molecular function: zinc ion binding; DNA-binding transcription factor activity, RNA polymerase II-specific. The record is from RefSeq and is a predicted model, not a curated record. Bases 1 to 396 code for a protein of 131 amino acids. Gene Ontology annotation, biological process: regulation of DNA-templated transcription.